AUGGCGACCCACAUUAUGGCAACCCACACGAUGGCAACCCACACGAUGGCAACCCACACGAUGGCAACCCACAUUAUGGCAACCUACACGAUGUUGGCCUUUGCUUUGGAACAACAUAACGAAGAAGACAACAAUGAACACGAUGAAGAAGACAAUGAAGAACACGACGAAAAGGACAACAACGAACACGACGAUAAUGAAGAACACGACGAAGAAGACAACAAUGAACAUAACGAAGAAGACAAUGAAGAACACGACGAAGAAGACAAUAAUGAACACGACGACGAGGACAACAAUGAACACGUCGAAGAAGACAACGAAGAACACGACGAAGAAAACAACGAAGAACACGACGAAAAGGACAACAACGAACACGACGAUAAUGAAGAACACGACGAAGAAGACAACAAUGAACAUAACGAAGAAGACAAUGAAGAACACGUCGAAGAAGACAACGAAGAACACGACGAAGAAGACAACGAAGAACACGACGAGGCAGACAACAAUGAACACGACGAAGAAGACAACGAAGAGAAGAAACAGAGAAGAGGAGGGAGGAAGAAAUGUACAAAAACGUUCCACCGAUGUUUAUCAUGUGGGUGGACGUACACUUAG
Molecule: messenger RNA, 615 nt
Organism: Homarus americanus (American lobster)
Lineage: Eukaryota; Metazoa; Arthropoda; Malacostraca; Decapoda; Nephropidae
Product: ring-infected erythrocyte surface antigen-like
Exons: 2
Coding region: 1-615 (204 amino acids)
Source: RefSeq, a predicted model, not a curated record